Messenger RNA from Manihot esculenta (cassava), 1565 nucleotides. RefSeq names its product ribonuclease 3-like protein 2. Gene Ontology annotation, molecular function: RNA binding; ribonuclease III activity. The coding region runs from base 15 to 1214 and encodes 399 amino acids. Gene Ontology annotation, cellular component: nucleus; cytoplasm. The transcript is spliced from 4 exons. Gene Ontology annotation, biological process: siRNA processing. The record is from RefSeq and is a predicted model, not a curated record. NCBI's taxonomy places the organism in Eukaryota, Viridiplantae, Streptophyta, Magnoliopsida, Malpighiales, Euphorbiaceae.
GGUAAUGUUCGUGCAUGUCAAUCCCACCAACAGUAUUGUCCCAUUCAGUUCUCGCGCGUGAUUCUACUCGCACCAAGUCUUUCCUUUUCAGUGAGAGUCUUUCCUUUAAUUUUUCAAUGGCUCAAUUCGAUUUCCCUCUGUCCGAGCCUACCACCACCACCGCAGUUCCUCCAUCAAUUCCGCCCUCAGCCGACAUGGAAGCCUCUGUCUUCGCCGUUCAAAGAAUAUUAAACUAUGGUUUCAAAAACAAACGCCUUCUCGAGGAAGCCUUGACGCACUCCUCUUAUAAUGACUCCGCCUCUUAUCAGCGCCUCGAGUUUAUCGGUGACGCGGUUUUAGGACUCGCCUUGAGUAAUCAUUUUUUUCUAGCUUAUCCUCAACUCGAUCCUGGCCAGUUGUCCCCGCUGCGUGCCGCUAAUAUCAGCACGGAGAAGCUUGCGCGAGUGGCGAUCAGGCAUGGCCUUUAUCGCUUUGUCAGGCAUAACGCUGCUUCUCUCGAUGAUAAGGUUAGGGAGUUUACUGAUUCUGUGAGUGAGGAAGAUGAUGCUGUUGCUUAUUAUGGUGGCUCUGUGAAGGCACCUAAAAUUCUUGCUGACAUUGUGGAAUCUGUGGCUGCUGCUGUCUAUGUUGAUCUCGAUUUUGAUCUCCAGAAGUUUUGGGUGAUAUUUAGGGAACUUCUAGAGCCCAUUGUUACGCCUGAAGAUUUGCAGCAACAACCGCAACCAGUGACAAUGUUGUUUGAGCUGUGCCAAAAGCAGGGGAAGGAGUUGGAUAUCAUACAUUGGAAAAAAGAGACAAAAAGUAUUGUUAGUGUAUAUGUUGAUGGAGAAUUGGUUGCCUCUGACUCAUCAGAGCAAAAAGAAAUUGCAAAGCUUAAUGCUGCCAAGGGAGCUCUGCGCAAAUUAUCACAUUCUAUGCCUUCUAAUGAUGGUCUAGCUGAUAUCCUGGAAAGCAUCAGUGGAUCAUUUGAGAUUGAAGGAGCAAAACAGAAGUUGUAUGAUAUCUGUGGCAAGAAACGAUGGCCGAAACCUAGUUACAACAUUGAGGAAGAAAUGGGCCCUGCACAUGACAAAAAGUUUAUAUGCUCAGUUCAGAUUGCGACUAUUGAUGGUGUGUUCUACAUUAAGGGAGAAGAGAAAACAAGAGUAAAAGAGGCAGAAAGCUCUGCAGCUUCAUUAAUGAUACGAGCUUUGCAGGAAUCAAAUCACCUAUGAUUCUCUUGUCCUCAAAAUUGAGAUGUUAUACAUGGUAGGCUUUUUAUCUGCUUCUGUUAAAUGGUUAGGCUGGAUUAGCACUUACUUUCAUUGAGAUGUUCGUAAAGCUGUGCAAACCAUCGACUUAAGAUUUUUGAAUUGCUCUCUUUUUUGGUCAGGAUUCAGGAUUGUCCUUUGAUAUUAAAGUGUACUAUCAUUCCCAAUUUUUUAUUUAGUUUUGACCUAUUUGUAUAACAUGCCUUUGGCGACCGGAUAUAUGGUAUUGCCAUAAUUGUUAACAUUGUGCUUAACCUAGUUGGUAUUUAUCAGCCAAGGUGAGGGAGAAGCUAGUUUCAUGUAUAAUUUGUUCCA